AUGUAUAACGCUUAUCAAGGCCAGGGAAAUGCUCCUCCUGGUGGUUACAACUACUAUCAGCAGCAGCAACAACAACAUAUGCCUCCCCAACAACCAAAUUACAUGAAUAACCAACAGCAACAGCCAAUGCAAAAUACGAACUACCAAAGCUUCCAAGCACAGCAGCCAAGUUACGCUCCUAUGCAACAACAGACUGGAUAUAUUUCACAGCAGCAGCAGCAACAGCAACAGCAGCAACAACCGGGAUAUUCAAAUGUUCAACAACAAUCGGGAUUCCACAAUAUGCAACCCCAAUUGCAACAAAUGCCUUCCAUCCAACCCCAAAGUACAGGCUACUAUGCAAAUGCCGGUUUAGUACCUCCUGCAACCCCAGUUCAGCAAUUACAGCCUUUAAAACCACAAUCUACAGGAUUUCUUCAACCACCACAACAACCUUUACAACCACAACAAACUGGCUUCUAUUUACAACAGCAGCAAACUUCACAAGUCCCAUUGGAACCAUUAAAGCCAACUGCGACUGGAUUUGUCAAUUCCUUUGCCAAUAAUGGUUUAAACAAUGACUUAAAAAUACCUACAAUUAGGUUGUCUUUCAUCACGGCCAAUGACCAAGCUAAGUUUGAAACUUUAUUCAGAUCAAUGGUUAAACCAGGUUCAAACACAAUUAAGGGUGUCGACUGUAGACAAAUCUUAAUGAAAUCAGGGUUACAACCACAACAGUUAGCCAAAAUUUGGUCUCUAUGUGAUACUUCCAGAGCCGGUGAGUUACUAUUUCCAGAAUUUGCCCUAGCCAUGCACUUAGUCAAUGACGUCUUGCAGGGUGAUUCAAUCCCGUAUGAACUUGAUUCAAAAACUAAAAAUGAGGUGAAUAGUUUUAUUGAUGCAAUUAACUUACAUAUUGCCGCUGCAAGCAACACUGCUAACACACCUUUUGAUGAUUUGAUGCGUUUACAACCCCAAAAUACUGGUUUAAUGCCACAAACAAGUUUUGGCAUGAUGCCACAAGUUACUGGAGGCACAGCUAACCCAGCUAUGCUAAACCCUCAAUCAACUGGUUUUAUGCCACCGACAAGUUUUGGCAUGGCUCCACAACUUACUGGUGGUGUUCAAGCACCAAUGCUAUCACAAGUCACAGGUGGUAAUAUGAUGCCAAUGGCACAAACAUCGUUCAACACUAUGCCAUUACAAAACCAGAUGACCGGUAGUGGUUUAGUUCAACCACAAGUCACGGGGGGUAUGGCUCCUUCAGGUUUUAAUCAACAGAUGCCUCAGUUAUCUUUUGGCCAAAACACCUUAAAUAUGAAUCAAACUGGUUUACAACCACAAGCUACUGGUUAUUUGCCACCCUCUAAUUUCAAUGUUACGGCACCCCUAGCUGCCCAAAAGACAGGGUUUGGUAACAAUGAAAUAUACUCCCAGUCAAACUUCAACAAUAACAGACUUAACAUCAGUACCCAAGAGCAAGAAGAAACGAUUUCUCCUGAAGAAAAAUCGUUAUUCUACAAAAUUUUUGAAACCUACGAUUCAAGCAAAAGGGGAUUAUUGGAUUCACCAACUGCUGUGGAGAUUUUCAGAAAAUCCGGUUUGAAUAGAUCCGACUUAGAGCAUAUUUGGAAUUUAUGUGAUAUCAACAAUUCUGGGCAAUUGAAUAAACAAGAAUUUGCGUUGGGUAUGCAUUUGGUCUACAAAAAAUUGAACGGGUUCAGCUUGCCAAAUACAUUGCCAAAAUCUUUGAUUCCAUCUAGUAUGCAGAUUUUGGAUAACUUGAAAAAUCAAUUGAAAUUGGAUAAUAACAUUAAUUCUACCAAUAAUAACCUAAAUUCGAGAAUUGACGCCCUGAAUUUCAAAAAUAAUGAUGACGAAGAUUCACUUCCUGUUUUCAGAAAUCGUAGGAAAACUAAUACUGCCGAAGCUCCUUUAGUAUCCUCCGCGGCUGCUGUAACUUCCAAUGACAAUAAUGUUGGAAGUAUGUCCGUAGAAACAGCUGCCGCCACUUAUCCAGAUAUUACUAAAACAAGUAUUAAUGAACUUCAACAAAAUACUGCUCCUGUCCCUGCCAAUGACUAUAAACCAACAAAAGUUGAGCCACUUACUGCAGCAACUAUGUCAUCUACCUCUCAGGAAGAUGCAGUGAAUAUUGAGAAAUUAAAGAACGAUAUUAAGCAGUUGAACAUUCCAUUAAUUUCAACUGCCAACUCAGUUCCAGUUGAUGUAAAGAAAAGAUUUAAUCAAAUUUUGACCAAAGUGCCAAAUUUAUUUGCUGAGAUUGAGAAGAUUGAUAAUCAAAUUGCUAAUGCCAAGAUUGAAUUAUUCAAAUUAAAAAAUCCUCUAAAAAUUGAGGGCACAGGGCCAAAUGGUGAAAUUACAGACAAUGAUAGGAAAAAGGCAAGAAGUAAAGCUUUAUUAAAGGCAAGAAUGGCUGCAUUGACUGGUGAGACGGUGGAUCCUUCCAGUAUUGAAAGCGAUGAUUCUGAACAACUUUCAAAGGAAGUGUCCAGGAUCAAGGAUGAAAACAUGCAAAAUCAACAGAUACUUAAAGACGUUAGACUUUCGAUUUCUGAGAUGUUUGCAUCUUUGAAGGCUACUUUGACUGGUAAGAACAUUUAUAACAAUAUUGAAGACUUUGAAAAAUACGAGUUCGGUGUAGGUUUGGAACCUGAAGUUCGUUCUUUUAUUGAAGCAUUGAAUUCCGAGGCUAUAAAUAACUCAAUCUCCUCUACAGGCUUAAAUCCAUCUGGCAGCACUAUCUCAAGCCCAGAUAUAUCUAGUAAUGAAGCAUCUUACUCUCAAUUUAAGUCGUCUGAGGAAAGAGCUGCUUAUUUGAAAGAGCAGGCACAGAAGAGAAUGAAAGAAAGACUAGCAAAGUUCGGCCUAGAUAGGCGUGACUCAAGACAGAGAACCAAUAGUACUGAUCAAAAUAAGACACCUUUCGAAGCAGAACAAUCUAGGUCUAUUCCACAGCAACAGCCAAUCGCCGUUCAAACCUCCAUCCCGCAGAAUGUUCCUCAUCAAGAUGAGGAUGAAAGUGAUGAAGAUGAAGAGGAAAAGAAAUUGAGAGAAGAAUUACAAAGGCUAAAAUUGAAGAAGAAGGCUGAUAAAGAGAGAAGAUUGGCUGAACUUCGUAGUCAGGUUCAAGAUGCUAAAGCAGAUUCUGAAGACGAGUGGCAAGAUGCUGCAAGCAGAACGAGUGAUCUGACACCAGCUCCUAUAAACACUGCUCAGGUAAAUGGAAAUAAUAUGCCUACUCAGAAUAUUAGGACUAUAAAUGUACAAGAGCAAAAUCGCGUGAAUACUACUCCACCUAUCAUACCUGCUGCUUCUACUACUACCCCUGGGCAAAGGAACCCAUUUUUCAAGCAGGAGACCAAUGCAUCCACUUCUAGUUCAUUGUUUAAUGCUGAAGCUGCAGAAGCUCAAAGAAGAUUGCAAAGAGGGUUGGAUAAUGGUGACGACGACGGUUGGUCUGAUGACGAAGUAGAUGAGGAACCUCGAAAGUCUGUUCCAGUCAAUAAUCAGAGUAUGGCCAAUAGCGUAUCUUACUCUCAACCAACUUCUGUAGCCCCACCAUUGCCCCAAAUCAAUAAUGCUGCUCCGCCUACACCAGCACCAGUUGCUGCUGCUGUCCCUCUUUCACAAAUGGAUCAUAACACCAUUCAAACAGAGGUUACCCAAGCUGCAACCCCCCCGGUGCCAGUGGCACCUCCACUACCAACUAUGCAGGCAGCCGUACCUCCUGUUCCACUUGCUCCUCCAUUACCAACUGUGGAAACAACGUCGAAUUUCGUGCCCCCACCACCUCCGUUACCGCAGUUGAAUAAUCCUGUUAACUCACAGAAUUUGACAGUUGCACAUGAUGAAAUGGAUGGCAACUACUCAGACGAUGUGCUUUCAAUUCCAGAGUCUGUAGCUUCAGAUAAUGAAGAUGGAAGUAACUUACCACCCGCUGGUAUUCCACCUCCACCUCCUUUACCUCCAAUGUAA
Messenger RNA from Kazachstania africana CBS 2517, 3978 nucleotides. RefSeq names its product actin cytoskeleton-regulatory complex protein PAN1 (gene PAN1). The coding region runs from base 1 to 3978 and encodes 1325 amino acids. The record is from RefSeq and is a predicted model, not a curated record. NCBI's taxonomy places the organism in Eukaryota, Fungi, Ascomycota, Saccharomycetes, Saccharomycetales, Saccharomycetaceae. Gene Ontology annotation, molecular function: protein binding; calcium ion binding. Gene Ontology annotation, cellular component: nucleus; cytoplasm; actin cortical patch. The transcript has a single exon. Gene Ontology annotation, biological process: endocytosis; endosomal transport; actin cortical patch assembly.